Exophiala mesophila is the source of this 1503-nucleotide messenger RNA. RefSeq lists its product as uncharacterized. Gene Ontology annotation, cellular component: endoplasmic reticulum membrane. The coding region runs from base 466 to 1092 and encodes 208 amino acids. The record is from RefSeq and is a predicted model, not a curated record. Gene Ontology annotation, biological process: intracellular sphingolipid homeostasis; ceramide metabolic process; negative regulation of ceramide biosynthetic process. The transcript has 3 exons. NCBI's taxonomy places the organism in Eukaryota, Fungi, Ascomycota, Eurotiomycetes, Chaetothyriales, Herpotrichiellaceae.
CCAUGAUCCAUGAUCGCGACUUGGGUUCUCUGCAUCACCAACACCAACACCAACACCAACACCACAAACACCACUGUCAACAACAUUUUCUCAACCCGUGACAGAUAUCUAUCUACUUUCACUGCUCUUGAGUAACUUUGUAUCUCUUCAAAUUCGGAGCUUCUUCUGCCUGGAAUCUACCACCAUCUACAAACCUUUUCAAUCCCUUCAUCUUCUGCCUGGCUGCCAUUCGUCCAACCUCGAACCGCAACCCUUCAAUUGCCGCUGCCUGUGAGACGUCACUCACUCGUCUUCUCGCCGGCCCUGCUUGACCUCUCAGCACCUACCCCCAACGCCGUUGUCCCGCAUUCACUCUCACCUUCUGACACCUUUCACUCACCGUGCACCGCACACGCAAACAACCCAUCAAUUCCGACUCUUUCUAUAACAUUCCAUCCACCUGCUUCCCUCUCCACUACUUGCUUCAUGACCUCCCAAACCACCCUUCACCGUACCAUUUCCUUCGAAGCCAAUGCCAGACUCGCCCCUCCAGUCUCAGCCUAUAAUCAAGCCAUGAGUUCCACAAAAGGUGGCCGGAGAAGGAGAUCGAGCAGCAUCAUCUAUCAAGAACCCGCCGAGUCGCUCGAACAGAUCAGUGAUCAAGAAGCCCUACCUAACCUCAAUUCACAAUGGGUCAAUGCCAAAGGAGCCUGGACGAUACAUCCCGUACUAAUCAUCGGCCUCAAAAUCCUGUUUGACAUUCUCCCCGGUGUGACCCAAGAGAUCUCUUGGACCCUGACCAAUAUUACAUACAUGGCCGGUUCCUACCUCAUGUUUCACUGGGUUCGAGGUGUUCCCUUUGAAUUCAACGCCGGCGCCUACGACAAUUUGAACAUGUGGGAACAAAUCGACAACGGAGACCAAUACACCCCGGCCAAGAAGUUCCUCCUAACCGUCCCCAUCGUCCUCUUCCUCCUCAGUACCCAUUACACCCACUACGACCUCGCCUACUUCAUCGUCAAUUUCAUGGCCCUCAUGGCUGUGGUUAUACCAAAACUGCCCCAAUUCCACCGCAUGCGGAUUGGUCUCUUUUCCGAUCCACCCGAAGAAUGAACACCCCCUCUCUCCUCUUUCACAUUCCUUUGGUAUCCCGCAGAAAGCUAGGACAAGGCGGCAUUUGUCUUUGUGAUCAUACAUGGCCUGGACUUGGUUUUGCGUUUUUUCCCCCACGAGUGGGAUCAUAAGCCAUUUUGCCUUAAGCAUGGGCAGGGCAGUUCCAUGAAGGCAAUUGAAUGGGUGCAUUGUGGCCGGUCAGCUCAAGGACGGGGAACGGGGACCAAAAGACAUGGCAUGGCGCCAAUUGCGACGGUGCAGCAGCAGGAACGUUUCCAUUCUUGAGGAACAUGUUUGGCAGUGCGGUGCAGUCAAGUCGGGUCACGUCUGGUCAUGUCCAGCCGCAAGAACUUUCGCAAUGUCAGGAAAAAGAAACUGAUAUGGAGAAAAUUAAAUUGACGCUUUACCUGC